Molecule: messenger RNA, 579 nt
Organism: Mesorhabditis spiculigera
Lineage: Eukaryota; Metazoa; Nematoda; Chromadorea; Rhabditida; Rhabditidae
Source: the annotation of a GenBank genome assembly
AUGGGAUUUCGGGGAAUUGGACAAGCCGAACAGCUCCUACAAUCUCAUCAUCGACCAGCUCUGCUUCUUUUACAAAAAAAAAUGUUCGCCUACAUCGUCGGAUUCGCACUUGUCGUCAUCACCUCUGCCGCUUCGGCCCAAUUUGGAUGCGCAGCCGGAUCGUCGACUGGACCUUGUGAUAUGGGACCGUGUAUUGGUGAACAAAUUUGCGUCACCCUGUCCGAUGGUUCGCUCGGAUGCUGCCCGGGUGACAAUCUGACCUUCAGCUGCCCCACCGUUGCCACAUCAGCCACAAAGUCGUCUUGCGUCGAUCUCGUCAACCCGUCCACCGGCGUCUCCGACUGCCCGAAGCGUGCCGCCCUCUGCACUGAUGCCACCUACUUGAGCGUCAUGCAAGUGCAGUGCAGGAAGACGUGCGGCUUCUGCGGUAGCUCCGGCAGUGUUACGGUCUCUAGCUGCAUCGAUCAGGUCAACUCGGCCACCGGCACCUCCGACUGCCCGGCCCGUGUCUCGCUCUGCACCAACUCUGCCUACUCCUCGCUGAUGCGCACGCAGUGCCCCAAGACUUGCGGCUUCUGC